ACUAAAGGAGUCCGGACCGAGUCUGUUCGGGUCUGAGGAGAUCCGGAGACGCGCGGACAACAAAGUGGAAUCUGUGGAUGUUCGUGUGUAGCUAGCUGCUAGCUGCUAGCUGCUAGCUGCUAGCCGUUAACACGGCCCAGCUCCCGAGUCGACGGACGCACCGGCAGGUCCAGAACCGGACUGAGGGAGAAAGCCACUAGAUGGGGCUGCAACACUCCACACUUCAUCAUCCACAGUGCUGUAAUGAAUGCUGCUAUGAGCUAAUGAAGCUGUCCUUCCUCAAACCAACAGUAACAGACUGGAGGCCAGGAGGGAAUUCAGAGGAACAAUUUAAAAGCAUCUGAACGACUAGUUGGGAUUAAACGUGGCUGCUCCAGAGAAGAUCCCAGCUGAUCGAUGAAUGUGAUCGGUGUGUGUUGAACGUUGGGAUGAAUUUCGCUGGACGACCGCUCGAACGCCUCAGAACUUCAGAUCGUAUAUUUUAAGAGCAUGUUGAGUUUUUAGAGGUCUCGUCCCGCUGAGCUGCUGUUUGAUGGAAACCUCUGAACUCGCCACUAAACCACUAAUUGAUCUGAUCUGAAGGUUUCAGGAUUACACACACACACACACACACACACACUUUAACUAAGCAUGUGCAGAAAGCAGCAUCUCCAUAACAUGUGUAAUAUGAAGUCAUAUUAAUGUGGACCAGGUUUUUCCUUCAUCUGGCCCCGGAGGCCCCCCGUCUGGACCCCUGCCAGACCCCCACCCCUCCGCUGUUCCCACAUCAGACCACCUUACAAACUGGGGUUUGCAGGGGGGGUUGGAAUGUAUUUUGCCCUGUGUGAUGUGAUUGUUUGCAGAGAAAUGGGUUGACCUUGCCCUCUGAUGCCACACACACACGCACACACUGGCUCUGGCCGGGCUGGAGGUGUGUGAGACAGGCCUGCUGAGUGCAGGAGGUCUGGGACCCCGUCACCACUUCCUCCAGACGGAGAACAGAGGAUCCAGUCAGCUGAAGCCAGAAUGGGACGAUAAUGAGCCGUCCAGCCGCCACCGCCACCUCGUUCCAGUGGGACAUGGCGAACGGAGGGGACCAGUUCGGCCUCGCAGACCGUCCGGACUCGGACUGCAUGGAUUCCCCAAAAGACAACAAGCAGGCGGAGCGCAGCUACACCAUAAACUCUCCACCGUCACCGCAGAAAGCUUCCAGCCAGCAGCAGCAGCAGCAGCAGCAGCAGCAGCAGCAGCAGGCAGCGGCCUGCACCGCCGACCAGAAUGGGAUGGACGGCAUCAAAGUUUUCCUCCACGACAGGGAACUUUGGACGAAGUUUGACGAAGUGGGAACAGAAAUGAUCAUCACGAAGGCUGGAAGGAGGAUGUUCCCCAGCUACAAGGUGAAGGUCACAGGACUCAACCCAAAAACCAAGUACAUCCUCCUGAUGGACAUCGUGCCGGCGGACGACCAUCGAUACAAAUUCGCAGACAACAAAUGGUCGGUGACGGGGAAGGCAGAGCCCGCGAUGCCCGGGAGGCUUUACGUCCACCCGGACUCCCCCGCCACCGGAGCGCACUGGAGCCGCCAGCUCGUCUCCUUCCAGAAGCUCAAACUGACCAACAACCACCUGGAUCCGUUUGGACACAUAAUACUCAACUCCAUGCACAAAUACCAGCCUCGUCUCCACAUCGUCAAGGCGGACGAGAAUAACGGCUUCGGCUCGAAAAACACGGCUUUCUGCACCCACGUCUUCUCCGAGACGGCCUUCAUCGCUGUGACGUCCUACCAGAACCACAAGAUUACACAGCUGAAGAUAGAAAAUAAUCCUUUCGCAAAGGGCUUCAGAGGCAGCGACGACAACGAGCUGCACCGCAUGGCCAAGCUGCAAAGUAAGGACUUCCCUGUGGUUCCUCGCAGCACCGUCCGUCAGAGGGCCUGCUCCACCGGGAGCCCCUUCAGCGGGGAGGGCCGGGGUCUGCGGGGCUCCCCCGAUGCCGUCGGAUCCCCCUACAGCUGCGACAACGGCCUGAACAGCAGCAGCCCCCAGGAGCUGCUGAGCGCCGCCUCCGCCCACUACAUCCUGCCUCAUCCUCAUCCUCAUCCUCAUCCUCACCUGCAGCACAGCCAGCAGCCGCAGGUGUACCACUGCUCCAAGAGGAAAGUGGAGGAGAACUGCCCGUCAGGAAACCGCCAGCACCCGUACAAGAAACCCUUCGCCGGUGGCUCACCGAGCGAGGGCGAGUCUUACUAUCACCCCUCCUCCUACCCUCCUCCUCCACCCGGCCUCUCCAACAACCCUGCCCUGGGUCUCACCGACUCCCCCUACAGCUCAGACAUGGGACAGCGUCAGGCGUGCAUGUUUGCCGGCUCAGAGCCCAGACUGGAUGAACUCAACUGUACAUCCUGGUCAUACACCUGCCCGCUUCCCUCCGCCAUGACCCCCAUGGAACCCUACCCACCUUACACCCCUCAUCCCCCCUACAGCUCCAGCCCUCAGGGCUCUCGACUCAGCGCCAUAGCCCACCAGAGCUCUCCUCCUCUGGGAGAACACAUCGGCCACGACCCCUACCACAGCCAGAGCUCCGGACCUCCGUCCCAGAGCUCCCAAAACAUUCACAGCAGGCAGCUCAGCCCUCCUCUCAGAGAGUAUCCUCGCUACACGCCCAACCUGUCUCCUCCUCUCUACCACACGCUAGAGACACACACACACAUCAGGUGUGGCGUCCCAGAGUGGAGCGCCGCCUCCUAACUGAACCAGAGGACAUAAACCUGACAGACUGAUUUAGCGGACAGAGAUUCCUCGUCUCGAUUUCAGUGACCCUUCUUUUCUGCUCUUCUGACAGAUGCUGCGGACUAAAUGUGAUGUUACCUUUGUAAAAAAAAAAAAAAGAAAGAAAAGAAGAAGAAAAACAUAACAAUUGUGAAAAGUGUGAUUUUGUGCUGUGUGAAGAGGUGUCAUCUGUCAGUCAUGUUCUAUCUCCCCCCUGUUGUUGAAUGGAGCCGUGGAUCGUUGAAAGGACGGGACUUGGACAAUCCACGAUGCUUCAGGAAAGAAAAAAAAAACAAACAAACAAUCCAAGCAGCACAAUCAAAGUUGUACCUUAUCGUCUUUUUCCCACCACCCAAAGACUGGUGUCAUCCAAAUGUUUGCACUGUGAGCCCCGUGAAGGCCAGACCGUGAACAGCACUCGCCUGCUUCUCCUCCUCUCAAUGACUCCCACUCUCUCUCCGUUGUGAAGGAUGUAAAUUGUGACCCACUGUCAGACAGGCAGUAACAUUUACUGACCAAAAUAAUCUCACCUCCCACAGCAGAGCCUGAGGGAGCCUGUUUUUUUUUUAUUAUUAUUAUUAUUUUUUUCUUUUUUUUUUAUCCGUAGUGGAGCAAAGCACAGCUCCAUGCUCAGUCUCAGUGAAGGAUAAAAGGCAUGAGUCGUCUGUGUGUGCGUGUUCGUAUGUAAAGCCUAUGUCAGCUCAGCUCAAGGAUGCUAUGAGUUAAUUUCCGAUGAGACAGGCGGUGGUAGCUGCAGGCGCUGCACCAUAGAGAUAAACAGUUUGUUUAGACCACGCUACAGGCUGGAGGACCUGUAAACACUGUUUCCACUGCAUUCUGGGUAAAUGCACUACUCAGCGUCAUGCAGCUGUCACCGCUGUCCUCUUAGUCACCCCCAGCUGACCAAUCAGCUUCGCCCGUUCACUGAGAGCCAGCCUGUGAGCGCUCGCCUCUCUUUUUAUCCUGAGCUGACCAGUCAGAGCGGGAGUGCAACGUUCCAGUUGUGUGUAUGUGUCGUGUGUGUGUGUGUGUGUGUGUGUUCGUUGUCCCAUUUUUGUUUGUUUCUGAAUUAUUCAUGAGUCCACUGUUGAUCUUUGACAUGCGAGGAUUGCUCAGCCAACACAACGAAUCACAACAGUGCUGUAAAACUUGGUAAAAUAUUCCUUUAAAGUCUCUUCUUUUUUUUUUUUAAAUCUAAAUCUUCCGACCACACAGCGUUUCUACAUGAACCGCUACGAGAAGAUUGGGCUGAAUACAUUCGCUUUCCAUGCAGAUGUUUUGCAGCACCACCUUCCUCCUUUUCAGCCGACUGUAAAGAAACCUGUCGUGCAAAACAGAAGCCGAGACUUUCCGUUUAUUUUUGUGCAAAAUGAAGACGUUUUUAUAUUUCAGUAAAAUGUGAGAAGGUGCUUUAACAUAACAAACCAUCAGCCUGCAAAGAGCAAAUCCUCGUCGUCAUUCCUCGAUAUGUAUUCGAUUUGUGUGUGAGUGUGUGUGUGAGUGUGUGUGUUACAAUGAGAUUUUUUUUAAUAGCUUUGUUCCUGCUCAUAGUAUUUAUUACUCUAGAUUUGUAAAGAUUAGUAUGUUGUUGACUUGUGAAACAAGACGGUAUUGUUCAGAGACCUUUUGUUUCUCUUUGAAGGUUUAUUUCUGGUUUCACCCUCCAUCUCUAAGUGGUGAUGCAUAGUUGUGAUAUAAAAAAAACCAAACAAAACAAAACAAUAUUUUCUGUUCUAUGGAAAUAAAGACAGAUUUAUAUACAGAAUAAAUUUUAGAGAAUUUUUGCGUAA
Acanthopagrus latus (yellowfin seabream) is the source of this 4537-nucleotide messenger RNA. Its product is annotated as T-box transcription factor TBX5-A-like. The transcript is spliced from 11 exons. Gene Ontology annotation, molecular function: RNA polymerase II cis-regulatory region sequence-specific DNA binding; DNA-binding transcription factor activity, RNA polymerase II-specific. Gene Ontology annotation, biological process: regulation of transcription by RNA polymerase II; cell fate specification; pattern specification process. Gene Ontology annotation, cellular component: nucleus. The record is from RefSeq and is a predicted model, not a curated record. The coding region runs from base 1017 to 2726 and encodes 569 amino acids. NCBI's taxonomy places the organism in Eukaryota, Metazoa, Chordata, Actinopteri, Spariformes, Sparidae.